UAAAACGGGUUUUAAAUUGAAACUUAUGCUGCACGAUUUUUAAACGCGGGAAUAAAUUUCCUUAGUUAAUUCUUUAUUUAAAUUGAAUCUCACAUUUGAAUAUCAUUUGGUUAGGGAGAGACGCUUUAAUUGCAAGCGAACCAACGAACGUUUGAAAUUUAAAGUGGUCUAAGCAAACAGAAUGGUUAAGAUUAAACUGGAUUUCGCCUCUAAAUGGUCCAUGUUGGUAAUUCUAUUGAUGAUAUUUUUCUCCCGGCCUACCCACAGCAUUUCUCCGGAUCAAAAAGACCAAAUUAAUACUGGCCUUGAACUUGCUAAAGGGAUAGCGGAACUGUUUGAAAAAGAGGAAUUUAGAAAAUCUUUAACAAAGAUCGCAAAAGAUGUUGGUCCCUACCUUGGUGUAUUAGGCCCAUUUAUAGGGGUCGUAUUGGCGUUCAUUCCAUCAGAGUCAGACGAAUUGUUUUUCAUGAAAAAUAUGAUGACAAAUAUCGACAAUCGUUUGGAUAAAAUGGACACUCGAUUUAACAACAUCGAGCGGUUGAUUCAGUGGGAUGCUGUUGCUAUCAAGUUCGCACAAUUAGAACAAAAGAUCAAUGCGGUGUCGCGAGAGUUUCAAUUUAUUUAUAAAGUUCGUAAGGGUGCUGUGGAAAAUAGAAAGCUAAUUUUUACUGUGAAUUAUGAUGGCGAUUACCAGAAUAGUGGCUCAAAAUUGUAUGACGCCAUCGUCGAAAAGCAUGGUACAUUUCAAGAAGAUCUUGGUACUUCUGUUUUGCGUUAUACUGACAAUGACCGCAAUAAGACACAGGUUUUUCUACUUGGUGUAAUGAAAAUUCUCUUGCGAGCUGUAAAAAUUGAAUUGGGGUAUCUUUUAGUUAAAGGAUUUACCAUAAAUGCAGAGUUUAUGAAGUCUGAUUGGGAAAAGAGAAUACAAGAAGUGACAGCGAAGUUUGAACAAAUUGACGAUCAGUGCGCAAAUGUAAAUUAUCGACCUCAAUCUGGAAAGGAAAUAGACGCAUACGCUCUUACAAACAGUGAUAAGACAAAUAACGAAUUUGCCACUGGACUAUUUAAUCUCCUUAGCGGGAAAUACUACUGGAGGGACUGGGUUGUUCUCGCCUAUGACCCCAUAACUGGCCGUGAAAAUCAUUGGGUAGGGGUUGAUGGAGGACACGUCAAAAUUGGGAAAAAUGGCCGAAACAUAGUUGUGGCUAGUGUGGACAAGAGCCAUGCAGUAUUGGACCUAGCGAGAGCGAGACAGAGAAUGGAAAAAGUAGCCGAGACAAAACGGGAUAAAAAUUGGUGGGGAAUCUCUAAAGUGUAUAGAACUGCAAAAGAAAUUUGGAACGCUUUAGAUAGAAAAGGUGCCUCCUUUACGUGUGUUGUAAGAAGUGGAAAAAAUGCUUAUUUCCAUUUCCACUCUAGGAAAGUAACAUUUGUCCAAAAAAAGAAUUUUCAACUCAUGAUGUGGGGCUGAAAGAUUUUAAGCAUGAGCAGUCAAAGUAGUAGUGUCACUCCCUGAUCAAAUAAAUAUUUAGAAUUCAA
Messenger RNA from Mytilus trossulus (common blue mussel), 1542 nucleotides. RefSeq lists its product as uncharacterized. The transcript is spliced from 2 exons. Lineage: Eukaryota; Metazoa; Mollusca; Bivalvia; Mytilida; Mytilidae. The record is from RefSeq and is a predicted model, not a curated record. The coding region runs from base 182 to 1474 and encodes 430 amino acids.